Molecule: messenger RNA, 315 nt
Organism: Hepatospora eriocheir
Lineage: Eukaryota; Fungi; Microsporidia; Hepatosporidae
Source: the annotation of a GenBank genome assembly
AUGAAAUUUUUAUCAAACAAAAUAAAUGAAGAAGAUGAAUCAGUAUUGGAAGAUGAAGAAAAUAAGGAGAUAAAAGAAGAUAAGAAGAUAAAUUUUGAAGAGUCACAAAUGGAACAAUCAGUUGAAGAAAAUCAAAUAGAAGAAAUAGAAGAAGAAUCAAGAAUAUACUUUAAAAUAGAAGAAUUUAAUUCUAAAAUAGAAAAUAUAAAAAACAGAGCAAAUAUAAAAAGUAACAAUCCACCAGAAAUUGUUCAAAGAAAAUGUGAUCUUCUUAAAGCGUUUUAUGAGAAUAGAAUGGAAAUAGAACCGGUUUGA